Molecule: messenger RNA, 2135 nt
Organism: Stegastes partitus (bicolor damselfish)
Lineage: Eukaryota; Metazoa; Chordata; Actinopteri; Pomacentridae
Gene: agxtb
Product: alanine--glyoxylate and serine--pyruvate aminotransferase b
Exons: 11
Coding region: 598-1887 (429 amino acids)
Cellular component (GO): peroxisome
Molecular function (GO): L-alanine:glyoxylate transaminase activity; L-serine:pyruvate transaminase activity
Source: RefSeq, a predicted model, not a curated record
GAGAUCAAUUCAAAUGAACUUUAUUUAUCUUGCACAACACAAUAUGUCAUGUCAGGACAGUGGGCACGGUGAGGACAAGGCCUUACAACAGGGAGGGAAACAGACAUCUCUUCAAUUUAAAUAUUAGCUUGAAAAACAUUCAAGAAUUUGUGCUGACCUGAGCUUUUUGGCAUACAGACACUGUACUGUUCCGACAAUAAAUUACUGACCCACUCAUUAUUUUUAUACAAAUGUUGAUUUUCAAGUUCCACACAAAGUUCUUCCAACCUGGGAAGGGGCCUUGAGAAAGGCAUGUCCAAAGCUAUGAAUAUUUUAAAAGGCCAAACAGUUCAGAAACAUAAGUGCUAUCUGCAGUAGUUGAUCAAAAAUAUAAAUUAGAGUCUAAAUAACCAAAUUUGUCUUUUCCCGUACCGUUGUCAUACGCUGCUGUGCACCUUGUUGCAGCCCUGUGAGUCAAGUGACGCACACCGCCCUGUGGCCACCAGGUCAAAGACCUGUUUGUUUAAAAUCUUCACCCAAACUCACAGUCAGGCUCAGUCUCUCUGUCAGAGGAGACCUCGCUCGGUGCAGCUUCUCAGGAACAGGACACCAGCCGAGAUGCAGCGGGCCUUGUUCAGCCGGAGCGCGCUGCUCGCCCAGCAGGCAGCAGCGGCCCUCGACAGUCCGCUGGCCGCCAGGAGCGCGCCACUGAUGCAGCGCCUGGACCGCUCCAUGUCCUCCGUCACCAUCCCGCCGCCAGCAUGCAUGCUCCGGCCGCUAGAAGCGCCUCUUCGUUACCUGUUUGGACCAGGACCCUCAAACGUUCCGCCACGUAUCUUAGCUGCAGGGGGCAGGCCGAUUAUUGGUCACCUGCACCCAGAAAUGUAUGAGAUUAUGAAUGACAUCAAGAAAGGGAUCCAGUACGCCUUUCAGACAGAGAACAACAUGACUAUAUCUAUGAGCGGCUCCGGGCACGCCGCCAUGGAGUGUGCGGUGUUCAACACGGUGGAGCCCGGAGAGAACGUCCUCGUAGCCAUUAACGGCAUCUGGGGGGAGCGCGUUGCAGAAAUUGCUGAGAGAAUGGGUGCCAACGUUCACAGAAUGGUAAAAACGCCUGGAGGAUAUUUCACCAAUAAGGAAAUUGAACAGGCCAUGCAAAAACACAAGCCGGUCUUGUUUUUCCUCACACAUGGAGAGUCCUCUGCUGGCCUCUGUCACCCAAUAGAUGGCAUUGGAGACAUCUGCAGACAACACAACUGCCUCUUCCUGGUCGACACAGUCGCUUCACUUGGAGCUGCACCAAUUUUUAUGGACAAGCAAAAUAUUGACAUCCUCUACACUGGUUCUCAGAAAGCACUGAAUGCACCUCCUGGCACAGCACCCAUCUCUUUUAAUGACAGAGCAUGUCACAAGAUGUUUAACAGGAAAACAAAGCCAGUAUCCUACCUCUUCGAUAUGACACAUCUGUCCAACUACUGGGGUUGUGACGGCCAACCAGCCAGAGUAUAUCAUCACACUGGUCCAGUGUCUGGAUUCUUUGCCCUGAGAGAGAGUCUGGCGAUUCUGGCUGAGAGGGGGCUGGAGGAGUCCUGGAGGAAACACAAGGAGGUGGCAGCCUACCUGUACAGAGGACUGGAGGAUCUGGGCCUCAAGCUCUUCGUCCCUGAAAGAGACUUGAGGCUUCCCUCAGUCACCACCAUUGCCAUCCCUGAAGGCUACGACUGGAGAGAGAUGCUGGCCUACAUGAUGAAACACCACCAGAUUGAGAUGACGGGAGGACUGGGCCCUUCCAUCGGCAUGGUGAUGAGGAUCGGACUGAUGGGAUACAACUGUGAGAAGAGGAACGCUGACUUGGCGCUGCACGCCCUGGCAGACGCUCUCAAGAACUGCAAAAAGAGCAAGGCUUAAGAGCCCAUAUUCCCACACCACUGACCCUGUGCUCAUUCAUUAGGGAAUUUAAAAAAAAGGAACAUCCAGUGUCACCACAUGCAGGACAGCUGGAACAGUGCGUACCUUUGAGGAUUCACUUUGUGUCAUUGACUGCAGAGAUUUUAGAACACGGGCUGUGUAUCUGUCUCGUAUAAGUGCAGAAUUAAAGAAGCAGAUGUGGUCGCAUGGCCUCGAAGAUGUCAAUAAAGUUUAUUUUAUCAAACCUC